Messenger RNA from Sphenostylis stenocarpa, 357 nucleotides. NCBI's taxonomy places the organism in Eukaryota, Viridiplantae, Streptophyta, Magnoliopsida, Fabales, Fabaceae. The record is from the annotation of a GenBank genome assembly.
AUGGGAGGGAGAAACUUGCGGCGGAUACGCGAGGAGAAUGUUCUACCUUCGCAUGCUGAGUUGGUGAAGCGCGGUGGAGAGGUCUAUGUCGUCGGAUAUGAUCAAGUAGUUAGUGGGGGCGGGAUUGUCUACUGCCACAACAACAUGUCCAUUAGGAUCUUUUUGUCCCUAUCUUUCACAUCUGAUAGAGACAAUCAAACGGUCAAGCGAGAAGAGUCACCCGGUGCUGAAGAGCGCGUGCUGGAUGGGCAGCGGAAUGCGGUUGGUGUCGCCGUAGGCAAAGAUGGAGACGACGCCGACGUAGUUGGAGUUGACGAGAGCAGAGACUAUGUUCUGCGAGACAGACUAAUCUGGUGA